CACUUUGCAAAAUACAAAACCUAUCGUGGCCAAUUUAGAUAGAAAAACAAACCCCAUGGCGGUUUAAAGCAAGAUUUCACAACGUUUGAAGGUGUAGUGCAAGAACUAAGAAGUUAAUACACAGAAGAAAGGGUUUUACUUACACAGGCGGCCUACGAGGGUUUAGCACACUCAGAUCGAUGCAGUAGCUACUGAUGGGCGUAUGCCCUAGAAUUAGUAUCAAUGGCGGCCAACAUCGACUUGAAAGUUGAAUCUACCACCAAUCCUUGUUGUACCAAGUGGGAAGAAAGGUUUUUGAAGCUGCAACACAAGUUAAAGAAGACGGAAGAUGGUCGGCUCGCGCUUAAGAAGGCGGUCGGGAUUUAUGAGCAACAGUUUGAGAAGAUGCAGAAUGAAAAACUGCAGCUGAAGAAGGCUUAUGAAGAAGAGAAGCUGCAGACUGACCAUGAAAGGAAAGAAAAAGAAAAAGAAUCAGCUGCUCGAGUUUCAAUAGAGAACGAGAUAUCUACCCUAAAGGCUGAGAUUUCGUCAUUGAGCAAAAAAGGAGGUUCAGUAUCGGAAAGUACGAGUGAAGAACUCGUACUUCUUAAAGGACGUGUUUUUGACAAGGAAAAGGAGAUAAACUGCCUACAAGAAGAAAAGAAACGAGCCAAUGUGGAGAAAAGCAAGAUCGAGCACGAAUUAAGUAAUCUUAAAACUCAGUUGCUUAACGUAGAAACUGAAAAGAAAAAGCUAACGCAGGACCUUCUAAAAGAGAGAGCUAGAGCGGAAUCGGAGAAAAAACGAACUGAUGAAAUGUCGAAAACUUUAAAAACCAAACAGGCGGAAGUUGAAGUUCUUAAGUCCGAGAAAAAGAAUAACGAUAUAAAUUCACAGAAAUCCGAGCAUCAGAAUUUGGAAACAGAAAUUGGGCGGCUCAAAGAGCUUUAUGAAAACGAGAGAAAACGAGCUGACUGUGAGGCAAAAAAAGCCGAAACCGAAAAGAAAAAGCUAACGCAGGAUCUUCAAAAAGAGAGAGCUAGAGCGGAAUCGGAGAAAAAACGAGCUGAUGAAAUGUCGAAAACUUUAAAAACCAAACAGGCGGAAGUUGAAGUUCUUAAGUCCGAGAAAAAGAAUAACGAUCUAAGCUCACAGAAAUCCGAGCAUCAGAAUUUGGAAACAGAAAUUGGGCGGCUCAAAGAGCUGUAUGAAAACGAGAGAAAACGAGCUGAUUGUGAGGCAAAAAAAGCCGACACCGAGAAGAAAAACACUCACAAAGUGAAAGAAAUGUUGAAGGCUGAGCAAAGUAAAGUUGAUGAGCAACGUAAGUUAUUUGACGUUGAAAGGAAAAAAACGGAGGAAUUUGCACGGCAGUUGCAAAAGUUAAAGUGUGAGGCAGAUGAAGCAAAAGCAAAGUUGGUUUCGGAGGGUUUAAAUUUUAAAAAAGCAAACAAGAAGUUUGAAGCCGAAAAGAAAAAAUCGAUUAAAGAGAAAAAGAAAGCUGAAGACCAGCAAAAGAUUGCGGAAAUGAGUACGAAACAUGCUUUGGAGGAGAAGCAAAAUGCCGUUCGUCUUCAACAGCAGUUAGAUGAUUGUCGAAACAAGUACGAUAAGCUGAAAAAAGAAAUGGAAAAUUACGAAACAAAUAUAAAACAGAAGCCAAUUUUAGUGGGAAACGGUGUAGAUUUGAAUAUGGUUAAAGAAACGGAGUAUAAAAAGGCUGCAGAAAUGUAUAAACUGCAGGCCGUGAAAGAAAAAUCCCGUGCUGAUAAGUUAGCACAGCGGUUAGAAGAUACCCUGAAGCGGACCAAAAAUGAACAUAAAGUGACCCCGGAUCUUGUUUCUUCCAAAAGUUUAACCGAAAUGAAACUUUUAAAGAAAAGAUUGAAGCUUGAAAAGGAUAGAAGAAAGCAUUUCAACCAAGUAGUCGAGCAUGAAAAGAAGUGUAAAAAAACAGUUGAAGAAGAACUUCAUCGACUAAAGCUCGAGUUUGCUCGGUUUUCAAGUCGCGUAGGACUCUGUAGCUGUUUUGACGUCUGCAAUGUAGGUAAAUCUUGCCUCGAAAAGAAUGGCAAUGUGAUUUCAGAGGGAAAAGAACUUUUAAAGGUUAUAAAACCGUCUGAAUAUAUCAAACCGAAUUUAGAUGCGUCUACCCCGUCAGUUCCGAUAUCUGGGACGUGUACUGAGUCCACCUCAGGUACUGCCUCUAAAAUGGAGCCUCUGUGUAACCGAAAAAAUAUAGACAGUUUUGCUCUUGUUUCAAGCAUGGCAUCUUUUUCUGAUCGACAGUUGGUGCCUGUAUCUCGGUUGUCCGGUGAGAAUGCUGAGGUGGUGGAUAAUAAUGUUAAAAACGCUCUUAACAUUAGAAACAAAGAUGUGAACACCAAGAAACGAAAGCGUGUUCUUAAUGCAUGUGAAUCUGUUGAGCAUUUGCCAUCCGAGGGUAAAACACGGCAUUCAAAAUUAGCAAAGAACGUGUGUGAAUUACCAUUGGCUAUUGAGCAUAACAAAGAGGAGGGAAUAAGAACAGUUGAAAAUGUGGAUCUUGAGAAUUUUAAGAAAACGUUUGAUGGCGACUGCAUGAAGUUGCUUAAUUUUGAUAGUGAAGUUGAGGAAGAACGAUAUCGUGCUGCAGUUGAACGGCCUCUUUCGCCUACUCUUCCGAACAUCGAGUACAAAAGCAAUGUGAUUGAUCUAGAUGACUCUAGACCAUCGGAAUCUGAGAUCCCUGUUGUUGCAAUAGAACCUUGGUCUAUUGUUGUAUUUUCGGAUAUUAGAGACGGUGGGAGCCUUUCUGAAAUAUUUCACAUGACAAAAGCUUUUAGCACUCAUUGCUGUGCGUUUUCUCAGAUUGAGUUAGCGGUUAAAAACAUAAUAGCUACUCUUUCUGCAGAUGAAGUUCUAUCACCUAAGGAAAAAGUCUGUGCGUUCUUCUCUUUGUUCUUGAAGAGCUUCUCGAGCAUUGCUUUGACCAAUUUUAACCAUGCGAAUGAUGGGAACUUUUGUCGCAGUAUACGUAUUGUUUCUGAACAAUUGAAGAAAGUGUUGUCCGAUAAAGAGACAAGAGCCCGGUUUUCAAAAGUAUGCGGCUUGGAAGAACUCAUCACUCUGGUUCAAAAUUUUCUUAUUAAUGGAGAAAUACUGGUUUGCAGUACAGAAACAAGUUCCGAGACACUAUCAUUGCCUGAAUCUAAAGCUUCACCGCAUGCGUUGGUGGUUGGGGCAGUUCUUUUAGCUUCUGUUUGCGAUGCUUUUGACCGUGUUGACUUUUUAUGUGAGAUGUCAUACACCCUUUCUCGCAUCACCAGUCCUUUGACUUUGACUCUUCUACAUGUGUUUGCUUAUGUAUGUGGAGAAAAAUUGUUAAACCAUGGUGACUACAAUUUGAUUAUGACUGUAAUAAAAUCUUUAGUUAUAUUCUGUGAGAGUGAAAAUGUGUCAUCAGUCUUCCCUUCAUGUGACAAGUGUCCAUUUUCUAUUGGUGCUGUUUCCAUGGAAGAACUUGCAUCUAUUCUCUUGAAGACAUACACAUCAUUAACAGUUUCUGAUGAUGCUUUAUCUGAUUUGGGUGAUGUCAUGUCCCUGUUGGAGUUGUUGGCAACUAAGACGAGCUGGGGUUGGGUUAGCAAGAACAUAGUCAGUGAGUUGUUGAAGAUGUCGGAAGCGUGUGUUAAGGAAACUCUUUUGACUUCCAUUUUUGUACUUCUAGGCCAAAUGGCAAGACUUGGUAUUGAUGCUAAUGGAAUCCAAGAUGCUGGCGUUGAGAGUAUUAGAGUCAAAUUAAUAUCAUUUAUAUCCAAGAGCAUCUCAAGCGAAAUCAGUUUACCCGUCCAGUUUGCUGCUGUAACGGCUUUAUUGGGUACAACACCUCUCAGUUUUCAGGAAAUUUGCAAGAACAGCUUAGAACUGCCGACGCUGCCGCCACCUGUAAGGUCCGCAACAGAUUGCAUACAAAGAUGGUUUUCUUUGCUGAGCGAUGAGCGAAAGUCACUGUCAGUUAGGCUCCUAACUCCUGAUGCCUCUUAGCUGCUGAAGUGUAUAGCCCAUCAUUACUGCAACCACAUUUUGAAGAGUCGUUUGUAGUUGAAACCAAUCAAUUUUGUAGCUAUUGGCAGUUGAUCUAGCCGAGUAUUUUGAAGGUUAAUCAUUUCAGGCAGUCGGUUAUUUUUUUUUUGCCCUAACAUAGUUGUUCAAGUGGUAUGGUGCCCUUUGGUUCAAAAACCAAAAGGCGCGAGUUGCAUAUAUGAAAGAUAAAAGAGGAAUAUUAUUUUUGUUCA
This is a messenger RNA of Helianthus annuus (common sunflower), 4256 nucleotides long. RefSeq lists its product as uncharacterized. The record is from RefSeq and is a predicted model, not a curated record. The transcript has 8 exons. Lineage: Eukaryota; Viridiplantae; Streptophyta; Magnoliopsida; Asterales; Asteraceae. The coding region runs from base 223 to 4005 and encodes 1260 amino acids.